Zootoca vivipara (common lizard) is the source of this 917-nucleotide messenger RNA. RefSeq names its product cytochrome P450 2J2. Gene Ontology annotation, molecular function: heme binding; oxidoreductase activity, acting on paired donors, with incorporation or reduction of molecular oxygen, reduced flavin or flavoprotein as one donor, and incorporation of one atom of oxygen; iron ion binding. Gene Ontology annotation, biological process: xenobiotic metabolic process. Gene Ontology annotation, cellular component: intracellular membrane-bounded organelle; cytoplasm. Lineage: Eukaryota; Metazoa; Chordata; Lepidosauria; Squamata; Lacertidae. The record is from RefSeq and is a predicted model, not a curated record.
GAAAUGUUCCCAUGGCUCAUGAAACAUCUCCCAGGGCCCCACAAGAAGGCCUUGUCCUGCAGAGAGAUGGUGGUUUCAUUUGCAAAGGAGGAGAUAGAGAAGCAUAAGGAGAAUCAGUCUCUGCAUGAGCCACAGGAUCUCAUUGAUUUCUAUCUGCUUCAGAUGGAGAAAAACAAGAAUGACCCACAGUCCACCUAUGACGAAGAAAACUUGGCUCAGUGCAUUUUUGACCUCUUUGUAGCAGGGACAGAGACAACCACCGGUUCUCUGAAAUGGGCACUUUUCCUCCUGGCAAGUCAUCCAGAUAUCCAAGAUAAAAUGCACAAGGAAAUAGAAGAUGUCAUAGGUUCUGCUCACUCAAUCUGCUAUCAAGAUAAGAAGAAACUGCCCUACACCAAUGCUGUGAUUCAUGAAAUGCAGCGCUUCAAAUAUGUCCUUUUUUGGGGGUUGCCUAGGCAAUGUACAAAGGAUGUGAAGCUGUGUGGUUUUCUCAUUCGCAAGGGGACUAUUAUUGUUCCUGAUCUGCGCUCUGUUCUUCUUGAUCCAACACGAUGGGAGACAGCUGCAGAGUUCAACCCAAAUCAUUUUUUGGACAAGGAUGGACAAUAUGUGGCUCGAGAAGAGUAUCUCGCAUUUGGUGCAGGGGCUCGCAUUUGUUUGGGAAUGCAGCUGGCAAAGAUUGAAAUAUUCAUCUUCCUGACCAGCCUGCUGAGGGCAUUCAGGUUCCAGCUGCCAGAAGGAGUCAAAGAACUCAAUCAAGAGGCUAUAAUAGGAACUGCAGCACAUCCCCAUCCUUAUAAACUCUGUGCCAUUCCCCGUUGCAACACAUAAUGAAAUAUGAAAAUAUUAGGAGGUGCCCCCCUGCUUCCUCCACUCAGUGACCCCUUUGCCACUCUGGACACAUGAACCCCCUAGAA